Molecule: messenger RNA, 1223 nt
Organism: Uloborus diversus
Lineage: Eukaryota; Metazoa; Arthropoda; Arachnida; Araneae; Uloboridae
Exons: 13
Coding region: 48-1223 (391 amino acids)
Molecular function (GO): ubiquitin binding
Source: RefSeq, a predicted model, not a curated record
GUUAAAAUAGGAGAAAAAACAAAGCAAUCAAAGUCUGAGGGUACAGAAUGGCAGCUGUGCAUCCUCAACCAGCUCAAGAGUCUUUACCUCCUGGAUGGGAAUGCCGAUAUGACCCUCGAACUGGAAGGCAUUAUUUCUUGAAUCAUCUGGAACACAUCACUACUUGGGAGGAUCCUCGACUUAGGCCAUCUACUUUGCAACAGUCAUACCCACCGUAUUAUGGAUCUAGUCAAUAUUCAGUCACUGUUAGUUCCCCACCUCCACCUCCUCCUCCAGUCAGUUCGCCUCCUCAGUCUCAGGUGACAAAUCUUAGGUAUCUCCAUUUGGAAUUGAAAUCCACAGGCUCUGGUGGAGGAUACUAUACCCCUCGUCCAUUAACUCAGGGAGGUUAUUCACCUCAUUAUGGGAGUCCAAAAACACCAUAUAGGUUCAAGUCAGAAAAUUCUGUUCAAGUUGAUGAACGCAUCUUGAUGAAAUUAUGUCUUCAGUUUCCUACAGUUGAAGAAGGACAUAUAUGGCAGCUGCUUAAACAGUAUCAUAAUAGAGAAAAUGUUGUUGUUAGUUCCCUUCUUGCAGAAGGACAACCUAGAGCUCAGACGCAUUCUAUGGAAUUCACUCCAAAACUACAAAAAGCAGAUAUGCAUAUGUUUCAAAUUGAUGAGGCACUAUACCAUAAGCUUCGUAAUUUCUUCCCAGCUGCCGACUCGGAGCAUAUUCGCAAUCUUCAAAGGAUGUAUAACAAUCAGGAACAUGAAGUUAUAGGAGCUUUGGUGGCUGGCAACAGAGGAUAUGCCAGUCGUCAUCAAAGUCCUCACCCAAGUUCACCGAAAAUGAAAUUGCGUUAUUUAAAACUUGUAUUCCCUGAAUGUGAUGAAGCUGUGUUAUUUGAUGUUUUAAACAAUUGUGACAACAAUGCUCAGGAAGCCUCUGGUCGUUUAGUCAGCAUGGGCUAUUCUAAGCGUGAUACACCCAUAACUCGUCCAAAUUCAAGCCAGCCAGUCCGGAAACCAUCACUGGAAAUUCCUCGGCCACCUCCAACUCCAGAACGUCCAGUCAUCGUUAUUCCACCCAGUGCUUCCGACAAGUUACAGUUGGUGAGUCGAUUACAAGAUCAGUUUCCAGCCAUAUCAAGAACAUUAGUAAAUAUGGCUUUAGAUAGCAGCAACUACAAUGAAGAUCGUGCCAAACAAUUUCUCACCGCUAUGACACCCCAAGAUGGGUAA